Molecule: messenger RNA, 1175 nt
Organism: Vigna umbellata (rice bean)
Lineage: Eukaryota; Viridiplantae; Streptophyta; Magnoliopsida; Fabales; Fabaceae
Product: telomere repeat-binding factor 5-like
Biological process (GO): nucleosome assembly
Cellular component (GO): nucleosome
Molecular function (GO): double-stranded telomeric DNA binding
Source: RefSeq, a predicted model, not a curated record
GAUUAUUAAUUUUUGAAGUUUUGAAUCUAAAAUGUAUGAAAGUUGAAGACAUGAACUAGCUGAAUCAGUGAAGAAGGAAAGAGAAGUGUGAAUUCGUGUUGAGUUGUGAUAGGAAUGAGAUGAAUCAGUGAAGAAGGAAAGGGAAGUUUGAAUUUGAGUUGAGUCGUGAAUGUGAAUGUGAAUGUGAAUGUGAAUGUGAAUGUGAAUGGGGAAUCAGAAGCAGAAGUGGACGCAAGACGAAGAAGACGCGCUCAUCGCCGGAGUUGAAAAGCACGGUCCCGGAAAGUGGAAGAACAUUCUCAAAGAUCCUCAAUUCGCCCCUUUCCUCACUUCUCGUUCCAACAUCGACCUCAAGGACAAAUGGCGGAAUUUGAGCGUCAGUAACGGUUCUCAAGUCUCCAAAGACAAACCUAGGGUUCCCAAGCUCAAGGCUCUUCCUCCUCCUCCACCUCCAACUGCUGCCACCUCCUCCACCGCCACCGCUCCUCAAAACGCCCUCCCUGCUCCUCAAAACGCACGGACUGAGGUCGCUGCCCUUGAUUCUUCUCCGAAUGGUCAAGAUGUCAAAAACCCUCCGAGGUAUAAUGCAAUGGUUUUUGAAGCUCUAUCAGCACUAAAGGAUAAUAAUGGAUCUGACCUAAGUGCCAUUGUUAGUUUCAUCGAGCAAAAGCAUCAGGUUCCUCAAAAUUUUAGAAGGGCAUUAAGUACAAGGUUGAGGAGGCUUGUUAGUCAAGGGAAACUUGAAAAGGUACAAAAUUGUUACAAAAUAAAAAAGGAUGUCGCCUCUGGUGCAAAAUCACCUCCACCGAAACCAAAGGAUGUCCGGCCACGGCAAUUACAACCACAACCAGAACGGCAAUCCCCAGCUUCUGUCAUUACGGCAUCUAAUGAUACAAUAAAGGAAGCUGCUGAUACUGCAGCCUACAGAGUUGCUGAUGCUGAAAGUAAAUCAUAUCUGGCUGCGGAAGCAGUAAAGGAGGCAGAAAAAAUAUCAUUGUUGGUUGAACAUAGUGAUUCAAUGUUGCAGCUAGCAAAAGACAUAUAUGAACAAUGUUCGCGUGGUGAAAUUAUCCUCUUGGCUUAAGAUGGUCAACGAAAAAGGUCUAUGAAUAGAUUCAACUUGAUGUUGAUUUCUAUAUCUAAAAUUUUGUUGAUUCAAUGAGAUAUAUAUAUAU